Messenger RNA from Topomyia yanbarensis, 4776 nucleotides. RefSeq lists its product as uncharacterized. The transcript is spliced from 2 exons. Lineage: Eukaryota; Metazoa; Arthropoda; Insecta; Diptera; Culicidae. The record is from RefSeq and is a predicted model, not a curated record. The coding region runs from base 535 to 4755 and encodes 1406 amino acids. Gene Ontology annotation, biological process: protein import. Gene Ontology annotation, molecular function: ATP binding. Gene Ontology annotation, cellular component: membrane.
AUUGACGAUAUUGUUACAAUAUUUCAGUCCCGUUUGAAAUCCACAUCGUCAAUAAUUUUUUUUCCAUUACACGUACAAUACUUUUGUCAAUACUCUCUAGUAUUGACAAAAAUAUUGAACGUGUAAGGGCCGCUAAAGACGGCAAAAGUAAAUGGGAUUGUUUUCAACCAGUAAGCUGCCCUGGUGUUCGUGAGACUGGCCGACAAGAACUCAAUUGCGUACGGUGCAACAAGUCAGAAUCAACCAAUCAGGAGCUGGAACAUUCUGACGUAAAAUUGGAACAAAAACGACCCCCUCUAUUGUCAUGUCUUGUCUUAGCUCUAGAUUAAAACCGCUCAAUAUCAAAGCAGAUAGAUAAGGCUGUGAAUCCUGAUAUUCGUUAUAGAUUGCUUAAUCAAUGAACAGUGCUGAGCUGUUCGAUUUUUUCGAAGUGAAGUCGCCUUAAACCAUUGAGACGGAGAAACCUAAACUAAUUAGUUGAUCACUUCAGAAACUGUGUGGGAAAAUAGAUUGGUAGCUCGAGCCUGGCUGGGAAUGGAACCAGUGCGCUGUAAGGAGCCUGCAGCCUGUCAUCGAAAUGACAAAACAAAAAAAAAGAAAAAAAAGGAGCCUGCAGACACGACUGGGAGAUCUGCGCGUGAUGUUUCAACAUCGAAUAAGACUCACGUAACGAUAGCGGAUAGUUGUUCGACUACUGUAGAAACUACUGUACCCAGCGCCAACGAAGCCUGCGUUGUCCGGACAUCAAUUCGGACUCUGGAUCAAGUGCGAAAAUUUUUUGCCCCGAGUGGUAGCGAGUAUGUCAAGAAAAAAGUACCGACGUCAAACCGAACCAGCAAGUUGAACUUUUCCGCCUGUUUAACUCAGGAGGCCAUGGAUAUCAAACUAUACAACCAGGGUUGCCUGUUGUUGAUUAAUGAUGGCCUGCUGGCGAAGGUGACCAUCAAGCAGCCGGAAUUGCUGGAUCAAACGUGUGAUUUUGAACAGGCGAAAAAAGUUUUACUCAACCAGAUUCAGAUUGUGGACAUGUAUUUCGAUGAUCUUGCGAGGGAAAGAACUCGUUUGCAGGCAGAAUUAGUGAAGAUCCUUCGGGAUAUCGGGAUAAAUUCGGCAGAGAACAGCGAGUUCGCUAGAGAUUGCAUCACAAUGCGGAGAAUUGGUGGAUAUGACGACUGCGGCUCGAUCAGUUAUGAGAGAGUGUGUAAAGACAUUGUCAAUAAUGGGGUGUUUUCAGUGAGGCUCACACGAAUCGCUAGUAGCCAGUACGAGGUCGAAAGUGCGUAUAAAAGGAGAGCCGAACUUUUGCCAUGUUUUGCAGCACAGCUCGAAACGGAUUCGUCCGACUUGAUUAGAGUUGUAAAACAAAUACGAUCAACAGCAGCAACGAUACACAAAGGGUGUUUGCUGGAGAAAACCCCAGAAUAUCUAUACCAGCUGAUGGUAGAAAUGUGUCCAGAGCGUACCAUGUUCAUCAGCAGUAGUGAUGUGGAGUUCUUUAGGAAGAUGAGCGGCAAUCUGCAGGCGGAUGUUUUUCGUGAGCCUAUUCAGAACUUGAGCAUCCGAUUUAUUAGAAAAGUGAAUGUGAUACAAAUCGACAACCUUAUUGGGGAAAUGCCACUAACCAAUUCGAUUUUUUUACUUCUCUGUAGAAGUUUGGAAGAACUAAUCAAUGAAAUUAGCGCAAAAUCAGACCUAAAACCGUCGAAGCUAAUUAGAUUCGAUGCAACUCGCUGGAAACCAGCAAAGAAACUAGCCAGGCAUAUUAAAGAUUUUUCAACGAAAACUCUUGGCCGCGAAUAUUACUUCGUGUUUAAACUGCUGACGCACUUCGAUCCUGCUUCGAGUAACGGGAGGCAGCUAUUUGAGUAUAAAGCGAAACUGUUGAGCUGUCACUUUCUAGCUGAUCCUAGGCAAAUUAUGCAAGAGUCGUACGUUUGGUUCUGUAUGCUAGAUGAUGCUCUUUCGUACAGUGCAACCCAAAACCAGAUCAACGUUUAUGGGUCAGUUAUUAAAAAAUACACUGCCUUAGUUGGAGAAGCUAAACAAGAUCAACUGGAAACGGUGCGAAUUCUAAGUCACUGUAUGAUACGCUUUAUUGCUCAUACCAUCACCAUCGAUUGCUCCGAACAGAAGCAAGGUACCAACGCAGCAAUCGACAGCCAGAUUCUGCAGAAACAACUUUGCCAACUCAUUCCGGAGGUUACUUUGAAUACUACAGCCAUAAACCGUUUCCGUGACCUGAUCAACGUCUUCAAUGCCUUUUGGAACCACAGAAGAGACAUAAUUACAACGAUCCCUUCGAAGAAUUGUCACUCAGACAUGUGUCAAAUUCCGAAAGCGCUGUUGGACAUACUGCUGGUUGCUUUAGAUAAAAAGGUGAAAGCAGCAGAAUUAUUGGAUUUCUGCCAAUCCUUCAAUAAGUUCCUUAUCGCUCUGAACGCGCUGUCAUUUGAUUGGUUCAUCAGAGACAUCCCCAAUGUGGAUUUGUCAAAGAUACUUGUGCUGCAAUUAAUCGAGGAAAUCAACAAUGUACGGCUUGAUUUGAAAAUUCCAAAGACUUAUCGAGUAUCAGAUCCGGUAAAGUUCGUUCAAAUCAUGCAAAUUUUAUAUAGCAAUAUCCCAGUUCCAAAGCACUACGUGAUUCUUAUCGUGAAAGCUUAUCUGUCCUUAGUUCUGCAGCAGCUGAAUAGGAAACAGUGGUCGCACAAGCAUGAUCUGUCGGAAUCUGAUCAGAUCGCAUCCGCAGGCACUUUGUUGUCAGGGUUGCGAAACAUGUUGCCAAGUAUGAAGCAUCAACCCAAUUUUUAUUCAUUCGACAAUUUUUUCACGAUAAAAGUGGAUCCCGUAACAUGUGCCGUCAGUAACAGCAUUUCUUUGCGCGAUUUCAACAGUCGAGUAUUAGAGGCGGAAUUCGAUAUGGCAGUGGAUGAAUACUUUAAGCUAAAUGAGAACUGUAAUAACAAGCGAACGCUGCUUUCAGCAUUCCAGCUGUACUCGGACAAGUUUCAGCAAUACAUGUCCUCUGAGGGCAGUACCGAUCAAAUAGUGCAAGAAUUGAGGCUUAGGUCGGAACAGCUUCAUUUUCAAUCGUGGAACUGGUGCUUUAAACAGAAGCGACUUCCAAUAAUCCUCGCCGGACUCGCCGCUCUCUGGUUUACUUCGAUUUACUACGACGGAGGCAAAACCCGGAAGCUACACGUUGUCCAGAUCUUGUGCCUUUUAAACCUGCUGGAGGUGGACGAUUCGAACGCAGGAGUGGCCAAACAUUUUGCGCAAGUUCUCCCAGGACAGGGAAAGACACUGAUGCUCGGGUUGACUGCGGCACUGUUGGCAUUAACGGGUCAUUCGGUUUGCAUCGUUUGUCGUAACGCGGAUCUAGCGGCAAGCGAUCGAGCUGAUUUCCAAAGUUUUUUGGAACUCUUGGAUAUUCGAGAAUGCGUAAGCUACAGAUCGGUUGAUGAAUUUCAAACAAAGGUGACGCUGAAAAUGAACGGCCAACGGGUUUUUCGUACAGGUUUUGCUUCCACUUCGAAAGAAUAUCCAACUAUUGCUGUACGCUUAUUGACAGGAAGCUUGGAAGACUCGGUGUUGUUGAUCGAUGAUGUCGAUCUUUUCGAUGAGUUAAAUUGCUGCAAGCCCUCAAUGGCGGUAAUAUUACCAGGAUUGGAUAAAAUACAAACCAGAAUAUGGGAUCUAACAUCUAAAAAAAUCCAUACUGCCGUUAUUGAGAGCCACAUUUACAAAUACAUUCAAUCUUCUGGCUUCGAGGAAAAAUAUCGUUGGCAGAUUUUUUUAACCAGGCCUGAUGAAUUUGAAUUAUUACAAUUCGAUUCUUGGUUUAGUGACUCAAUUUCACACACCAAUAAAACUUUCUUUGGAGAGCAUUUAAAGUCAAUGAUCAAAGGUGCCUACCAAGUUUGUACAUCUACGGGUGCUAGUGAUUAUACUCCGUUGUUCGAUUACUUAAAGAGGGAGGAGUUAAACGCAACCCUUGUAACAGAAGACAACAUCAACUAUGGAUAUUUAAUUAUACCCUUGAGUUCCAAUGAACAAUUCCUAACACUAGUUAAAGAGUUUCCACUCGUACUUGGUCUAUUCGGACGUUCUUUCCACGCAUCAGAAACAGCAACCAUCGAAAAGUUCGCUGACAUUAGGAAAUGGUCGAAAAUACCCUUCACGCACCAGUUGGACAAAAAUAUCAACGAAUCCGGUUGGAUGAACCGUAUUGCCGAUAGAGUUCAUGCUGUUCUCGAAUCGAAACCUUCGGUGCUUGUAAUUUUCUCUGAAUUGUGUUAUUUGACAAUGUUUCAAUCCGAUCGCGGUAAGCAAUUCAGUCGACUAAACAUUUUGAUGCAGAGCACUACUGAUGCCAAUAAACACGAAAUGCUCAGGAAGGUAGCCACUACAGGAACUGUUACUCUUGCUCUGAGGGAAACAGUGAAUGUCAGUGAGGUUGUGAAGGAAGUGUCUGGCAUCCACGUGAUCCAAAUGUGGUUUGCUAAGGAUCCCGAUGAAGAGCUUCAAAUCAAGAGACAAGCUGCCAAGGAAGAUUACGAGCUAAUUAUUUGUUCCAAUUAUUGUUCGUUGGAUUGGCAACCACAGCAUGUGGUGUACGAUAGCCUGAGUGAAGCCAAAACUAAAUGGUGUGAGCGGAGUUUUACAGCAGCAUUGAAAACCCUACAAAAUAGUAAAAUUGAUAAAUGGGAAGAUUGUGCACAAUCAUUGUUAGAGAAUGUUCGUUUUGAUAGCCAAUAAAAAAGCAUUAGGACUCGAAAA